Puccinia graminis f. sp. tritici CRL 75-36-700-3 is the source of this 408-nucleotide messenger RNA. RefSeq lists its product as uncharacterized. The coding region runs from base 31 to 408 and encodes 125 amino acids. NCBI's taxonomy places the organism in Eukaryota, Fungi, Basidiomycota, Pucciniomycetes, Pucciniales, Pucciniaceae. The record is from RefSeq and is a predicted model, not a curated record. The transcript is spliced from 2 exons.
CCACAAUCAACAUCGCACUCGACGCCCAUCAUGUCUGACAAGAAUAGUCGACCCCCAAAUCAUCCUGUAUCUGCCAAACAUUUAGCAUACGUUACCGAAAGCUCAUCCGCAAACCUGCCUGCAGGUCAACAGUACGGUACCUUUACAGCGCCUGGAUUUAUUUCUUGUAACCCUGCCGAACCCACCAAUUAUGAAGUCAUACUGUCCGCCAACACCUCAGCAGCAUUUGCUCUAGAAUCGGGUUACAUUUACUCUCUCACAGGAAAACUUAUGGUGCUUGGUUCCGAGUCCCCACCAAUAUUCACUUACUUUCCUGAGACCAUGGUCAGAGUGUGUAAGCUUGAACACUUCAUUGGCGACACCACCAAUAACAUCCAUCGAUGCCAUCGGAACUGCAAUAACAGCUGA